GCAACAUUAGGCGCUAGGAGGUGAUCCUGCCCGGAGAUCAGCUGUUGGCAACUGGAGGGGCAGGAAGGAAGGACAGCUCCUAUGGAGACGAAGCUUCCAAUGGACCCCCAACGUGCCCUGCUCAAUGAGGGGGAGGACGAUGAGAUGGAGAUAUUUGGCUACAAGACCCACGGCUUCCGGAGGGCCCUGUGCCUGGCUGGCUACGUCCUGUCCUGCGGAGGCCUCCUGCUUCUCUUCCACUGGAAACCCGAGUGGGAUGUCUGGGCCAACUGCCAGCCCUGCAGCUUGGAAGAGGCCGACGUGGUGCUGCUCAGAACCACAGAUGAGAGCAAGAGAUACACUCGGAAGCGGGUGAUCUGCCUCGAUUUCCGGGAUCUGUUGGGCUGUGAAGAAUCGGAUCAGGGCUUCAGCAAAGAAAAGCAUUCAGUCCUAUGGAAAGCCAUCAAGAUGCCUGACAUGAAAGGGAGAUAUGUCCAGGUACAAAAAAUACGCUAUCUCUGGGAUUUUUCUGAGAAACAGUUUGCCCGGGCUGGGUCACUUGAGGACGGCAACACCUGCUACCAAGUUCACCACCAAUUUGGAGGUGGGCUGGAAAGGAGGGAAAAGGCACUCAGGAGCUCCGUCUGCGGCCCCAACGCCAUCGAGAUUGAAAUCCGCCCCAUCUGGAAGCUGCUCUUCAAAGAGAUCCUGAACCCCUUCUACGUCUUCCAAGCCUUCACCCUGAUCCUCUGGUACACCCAGGGCUACAUGGUGUAUUCCUCGGCCAUCAUCGUCCUCUCUGUCAUCUCCAUUGGACUCACCAUCUACGACCUCCGGCAGCAAUCCAUCAAGCUGCACAAUCUGGUGAAGGAGCACAACCAGGUGCAAGUCACAGUCUGGACGAAAGACGAAGGCAGCUCCACCAUGGAGUCCCAUCACCUAGUCCCGGGGGACCUCCUUCUCCUGGAAGGCCAGCGGUUCUCCCUGCCCUGCGAUGCCAUCCUGCUGGAGGGAAGCUGCGUGGUCAACGAGGGGAUGCUCACGGGUGAGAGCGUUCCGGUCUCAAAGACCCCCCUGCCUCACUUCAACAACACCCUGCCCUGGAAGGUGUAUGGGAUGGGCGAUUAUCGGCGACAUGUCCUCUUCUGUGGCACGGAGGUGAUCCAGACCAGGCGGGCGGGACCAGGACCAGUCCGGGCGGUUGUGCUGCAAACAGGCUUCAACACCACCAAGGGGGAACUGGUGAGGUCCAUCCUGUACCCAAAGCCAGUGAACUUCCGGCUCUACCAAGAAGCCUUCCGGUUCAUCGUGGGCCUGGCUGUGAUUGGGAUCCUGGGGAUGAUCUACACCAUCUGCGUGUAUGUGAUCCAGGAGCAAUCUGCCUCGGACACCGUGGGCAUGGCCCUCCUGCUGCUGACUGUCCCCAUCCCUCCAGUCCUCCCGGCAGCCUUGACCACCAGCAUUGUCUAUGCCCAGCGGAGGCUGACCAGGAGGAAGAUUUUCUGCAUCAGUCCCCAGAGGAUCAACAUCUGCGGCCAGGUCAACCUGGUCUGCUUUGAUAAGACAGGCACUCUGACGGAGGAUGGGCUGGACCUCUGGGGAGCCCUUCCUUGCCAGAACCAGAGCUUCCAGAGCACCCACAGCUUCUUGGGGUCCCCCUUGCCCUGGGGGCCGCUCUGCAGAGCCAUGGCCAGCUGCCAUUCCCUCUUGCUGCUGGAGGGGAAGAUCCAGGGAGACCCACUGGACCUGAAGAUGUUCGAAGGCACAAACUGGGAAAUGGAAGAGCACCGGCCGGACAAGAGCAGAGCCAGCCUCCCCGAGUCCUGCCUCCUUGUGAAGCCCGGAUCUGCUGCUCCCCCAGCCCCCGUGGAAGGGAUCCUCAUCCUGCAUCAGUUCCCCUUUUCGUCCUCCUUGCUGAGAAUGUCGGUCAUCACGCAGGAGCUGGGGAAGAGCGACUUCGAACUCUACAUGAAGGGAGCCCCGGAGACGGUGGCCGGCUUUUGUGAAGAGAGGACGGUUCCAACCAUCUUCCAAGCGGAGCUGAAACACUUCACAACUCAGGGCUUCCGAGUCAUCGGCUUGGCCCACAAGAAGCUUGAUCUUCCCCAAGGGGUGGUCUUCAGUGACCUGAAGAGGGAGGAGGUGGAGUCUGGCCUGACCUUCCUGGGCCUGCUGGUCAUGGAGAACCGCCUGAAAAGUGAGACCAAGCCUGUCCUGCAGGAGCUCAGGCAGGCCCGCAUCCGGAGCGUGAUGGUCACAGGCGACAACCUCCCGACAGCCAUCACUGUGGCCAGGAGCUCUGGGAUGCUGCCCAGCCCCAGCCAGGUGGUCCUGGUGGAUGCCCAGGAGCCGGGGGAUUCCUGCCCAGCAUCCGUGACUUGGCAGCUGGUGGAGGAGGAGGAGGCGCCCUCACUCAUGGGCAAAGACAAGGACCCCCCUAUUACCCUAGAGGACCCCAGUGCAGAAGAGGAGGGCGAGCGCUUCCACUUUGUCUUGAGUGGGGCGUCUUACCAGGUCCUGGUCAAGCACUUCAGCAGCCUGCUGCCCAAGGUACUUCUGAAUGGAACGAUCUUCGCCCGGAUGUCUCCAGCGCAGAAGUCCAGCCUCGUGGAAGAGUUUCAGAAACUCGAUUACUACGUUGCCAUGUGUGGAGAUGGAGCCAAUGACUGUGGGGCCCUGAAAAUGGCCCACGCCGGGAUCUCUCUUUCUGAGCAGGAGGCAUCGGUGGCUUCCCCCUUCACGUCCCAAAUCCCCAACAUCGAGUGUGUGCCAGCCGUGAUAAGGGAGGGACGGGCUUCUCUGGUGGCCUCCUUUGCAGUCUUCAAAUAUCUGACCCUCUACACCUUGACCCAGUUCAUCGCUAUUGUCCUACUUUACUGGCAACUGCAGAUUCUGGGGAAUUACCAGUUCCUGAUUCAAGAUCUUUCCAUCACCCUUGUGGUUUGCCUCACAAUGAACCUGACCCACGCCUACCCCAAACUGGCCCCCUACCGGCCCCCCGGACGGCUGCUCUCUCCACCGCUGCUACUGUCCGUCCUCUUCAAUGUGGCCCUGAGCUUCCUGCUCCAGCUCUUCGGCUUCCUGUAUGUGAAGCAGCAGUCUUGGUACUGGCAGCUGCGUGGCCACUGUGGGUGUCCUUUGGGAAACCAGACCACCUGCCCGGGCAAUGGGACGGCCAACGCCACAGCGCAGGAGCACAGCAUUUUGAGCUACGAGACCGCCACCCUCUUUCCCCUCGUGUCCGUCAGCUGCAUCAUCUUCGCCUUCGUCUUCUCCAAGGGGAGGCCCUUCCGGAAGCCCAUCUACACCAACUAUAUUUUUUCGGGCAUGCUGUGCCUCCAACUGACCGUUGUCCUGUUCCUCUUGUUUGCUGACCUUCAGGGGGUCUACCAGAGGAUGGAGAUUCUCUGCACCCCAACCAUCUGGAGGGUCUACGUUCUGAUUAUGCUGCUGGUCACCUUUCUGCUCUCCUUCCUGGUGGAGGACGGCAUCUUGCAGAACCGGCGCCUCUGGCUGCUGAUCAAGGCGCUCUGCCGGUUCCGCUCGUCCAGCCGCUACCGGGUGCUGCAGCGGCAGCUGGAAGGGGACGCCAUGUGGCCCCCACUGCACGGGCGAGACUUGGCGGAUGACAGCAGCAGCAGCCAGGCCCACCUCAACCCGGCCUAUGAGCCGGAGCAGCCCGCGGGCCACCUGGAAAGCUGCCCUGAGACAGCGCUGGAGGGGAGUGGCUGUCAAGCUUCUCCCGCCAAGUCCCGCAAGGACGAUCAGGACCCGCAGGAGACGCGGUGCUGGCACCGUUGCUCGGAAGGGACUUUGCCCCGCGUGGCUGCGCCCUAGUCCAGGAGGCGACUGGCUGCAGGAGCCCCUCCAGGAGAACUGAGGGGGCGAAGACAUGGGGGGGGGGUUUUCUGCGAAGGACCCCGGCGUGAAUAACAUUAAAUCUGCAGCAUUCAGUCUGGGUCGGUCCCCAGGAUCAGAGCUCGGAGGAGCUCAGAUUGGACUCUGCAAUGUUAUCCCAAAACCUUCAGCUCCUCAUCAACACAGAAACGUCUGAAAAAUACGGCUUGAAGCUUAACACCUCAAAAACCAAGAUGAUGGUCGUCAGCAAACAACCCAUUAAUUUACCACCAAUAAAUUCAGAAGGA
Crotalus tigris (Tiger rattlesnake) is the source of this 4124-nucleotide messenger RNA. RefSeq names its product probable cation-transporting ATPase 13A5. Bases 82 to 3816 code for a protein of 1244 amino acids. The transcript has 30 exons. Gene Ontology annotation, biological process: polyamine transmembrane transport; intracellular calcium ion homeostasis. Lineage: Eukaryota; Metazoa; Chordata; Lepidosauria; Squamata; Viperidae. The record is from RefSeq and is a predicted model, not a curated record. Gene Ontology annotation, cellular component: late endosome membrane. Gene Ontology annotation, molecular function: ATPase-coupled monoatomic cation transmembrane transporter activity; ATP hydrolysis activity; P-type ion transporter activity.